CUAGGGGCUACGGGGACACAAUGUGGAAGGGGUUGGAUACAAUGUGCAAGGGCGAAGACAGGUAUGCAAUUCAAAUACAGCGCAAAGUUACGCCCUGCCAAGUACCGCGGGAAUCCCGACAAAGGUGCAUCGGGGAUAUACCUCUUUAAGGGAGUGAG
This is a messenger RNA of Closterium sp. NIES-65, 158 nucleotides long. The record is from the annotation of a GenBank genome assembly. NCBI's taxonomy places the organism in Eukaryota, Viridiplantae, Streptophyta, Zygnematophyceae, Desmidiales, Closteriaceae.